Molecule: messenger RNA, 798 nt
Organism: Dipodomys spectabilis (banner-tailed kangaroo rat)
Lineage: Eukaryota; Metazoa; Chordata; Mammalia; Rodentia; Heteromyidae
Gene: Tmem221
Product: transmembrane protein 221
Exons: 4
Coding region: 1-798 (265 amino acids)
Source: RefSeq, a predicted model, not a curated record
AUGGCCCGCACGUACGGCGGCCGCGUGCUGGCCGCGCUGCCCGCGCUCGGCAUCCCCGCGGCCGUGCUGGCGGCGCUGGGCGCGCAGCUGCUGUUCCAGCUGCAGGCGGGGCGCGCGGAGCUGCGGGGGCCGCGGCGCGGGGCGCCGAGCGCGGGGCCCGGGCUGCCCGAGGACGCGGCGGGCGCGCUGCUGCCGCUGGCCGCCGCGCUGGCCGCGCUGGCGCUGGUGCUCGGCCUCGCAGGCCUGCUGCUCGCCGGCCUCUGCGGCCACCUGGGCGCCGAGCUGGCGCGGGGGCCCGGCCCGGGCAGGUCCGAAUGGUUUUUCUACGACUGCCGCGCGGUGAGGCACGCGGUCCUGGGACUGCUCUGCUGUGGCCUGUCUGUCUACUUGGCAGCGCUCUCCCUCUACGCCUUGCUGCUUUUUGAGAUCGAGACAGGGGCUGCAGCAGCGUCGGUUCUGGGCUCAGGAGCCCUGGUCCUGGUGGCAGUGCUGACCUACGUCCUGCUCCGGGCCGCCCGCCGUGGUCCCCAUGAGCCGUCCCCACCAUGCUCAGAAGACGACCCAGCCCGCACCGCUGGGGUCCCCGGGGCUCAGCCCCAGCAAGGUACUAACCCCUGGUCCUCCCACCCACCUUCCUGGAGUCCAGGCAUCCCCCUGGGCCCUGGCUGUGGCCCAGGCCGGAUGAUGAAGAAACCCAGGCCCCAGGAGGGGCAGGGGCGCAGCAGGGGUCCCGGUUCUGAGCUCGAGGUGGGGCUCACACCUGGAGUUCCCCCCUCCCCGGUGAGCCCACGCUGCUGA